UGUGCCUGUACAUUUCGAGCAUGGCGGAGAAGAGAACCAGUGACUAUUAUACUAUGUGGCUUCUUCUAGCUGGGAUCGUGCUGCUGGUGUGUGCUGCAGAUGCCACACCAGUUGGCGGCAGAACAGUUCCCGAUUUUGGAAAGAUGUAUCAUGUCAAAGGUGAACUCUCUCUGCCACAUUCUGAGCUAGAAGAAUCGUUUGAAGCUUGGUACGACCUUGAAAGGAACAGAAGUCGAAUCGACUAUCAUAAUGGCAAAGUGUGUACCUAUCUGAUUGGAAAUGACUUGGACUAUGGUGCCAUUUAUGAGAUCACACCAGUCACCAAUGAAACCGAAAUCCAAGCUAUUAAGUUUUUCCAGCUUACCGGUACCAAGGAGAAUCCAAUACGUCCACAGGCAGCACUGCCUGAUCUGCAGGGUUUUGAAUUUGAAAAGAUGGAGAAUUACAAAGAUGAUCUGUGUGAGGUCUGGAAAAAAGUCACACAGGUUGGCCAUAAGCAGAACACGUAUCGUCUGUGGGUCACACGUUCAGAAGGAAGUGAUUCUCCAGCCACCCCACACCGCUUUGUGAUGGUGGGCUUCAACACUCUGUUGGAGUCCCACAAUGACAAAUACACUAUUGACUACAGUGAUUUCAGCCCACAAACUGAGUCUGACAUUUUCACACCACCUGAAGGAAUGACUUGGGGAGAAUUUCCUGAUUCUGUUGAGGAGCAUCAAAUAUUGGCCAACCCCCUUCAAGACUAUGUCAGCACCUCCCCUGUUAGCCACGCCCACCGUCUGUUUGGCCCCUUUAAGGAGAAGUUUAAUCGUCAGUAUGAAAGUGAGAAGGAGCACGAGGAGCGUGAGAACUACUUUAUACAUUCUCUUCGGUUUGUGCACUCUAUGAACAGAGCUGGUCUUACAUACAGUCUAGGUAUCAAUCACUUCUCUGAUUGGUCAAAAGCAGAGUUGGCCAGGAUGACAGGCGGUUUAAGGAUUCCAGAUCAGCAAAAGGAUGAUACAGAAUAUUAGUUUGUCAUGCAAAUGUAAUGGGGGAAAAAUGUAUACGUUUUCUCAAAAUCUGCAUAAAACAGAAGUUGAAAUCAUCUUUUCUUCCGUGUUCCCAACUGUUUAGAUUAGGACUUUAUUUUGUCCAUCAUAAAUUGAUUGGAUCAAUGGAUUGUUGUUAUUUGCUAUUGCUAUGAUCUCAUGUUACUAGUUUCAGCAGACAAAAACUCAAUAAAACAGUUUUGAAAUAUAAUUAAUAUAUUAAAAUAUAAUUAAUAUAAUUAAUUAAUUAAUAUAUUCAUUUGAAUAAUUCCCUUAGCGCUAUUUUACAACCUCCCAGCCUUUCUGUCCUGUUUCAACUCAAAACGAAACUACUCUGCUGUGUGCACCUGAGACUGUUAAUGAAAACUGUGCUUUAUGCUGGACCAUAUUCAUUUAUCGCCAGUUGUUCAAAUCGCAGUAAUCUAAUAUGGUUUUAAUGAUAAUAAUGGUAAUACUAAGUGUGGGGAAUUUUAUCAUAAUUUAUCGUCAAACCGGUAAUGGUUACAUCCCUACUGCAUUAUCUAAUCGACUGGGAAGGAUAUGGCCUAGAGCCCCCUUCUUCAAAUCUUACCCUGGAGGUCCAAUGCACUGCAGAGUUUAGCUCCAACCCUGGUCAAAGUCACCUGCCUGUGAUUUUCUAAUGAUCCCAAAGACAUUGAUUGGCAUUGAUUAGCAUGCUCAGGUGUGUUUGAUUAGGGUUAGAUCUAAACUCUGCUGGAAAGUGGAUCUCGAGGUCCAGAUUUGAGGAACCCUGGCCUAGAGCAAAAGGUCCUGGUCAAGCCCAUCCAAAUCGACCCACACCUCGUUCCCGUGGAAGGCCUCGGCGUAGAUCUACCCCCUCGCUUCCGGAGCCACUCACAGGGGAAGUGCUCUGUCUUGAAUCAGACCGAUGGUCACCAUAGGGCACCCUCACCCAAGUAUUAUUAACCUUCACCCUGGAGUCCAUUUCCCAUAACCCUGUACUGGACUGAUUACCUGCACAGGUGUUGCUCAUUACUGGCCUGUUUAACCAGCAUUCUCACUCACACGCACUGUAAAGUCUUGUUUUGCCCCGGCUUACAUUUCUGAGUAUUUUCCCUACCAUUCUGAGUUUAUUCCUUUACAUGACCCUGGACAGUUUGUUUCUCUGUCUUCUGCCCUUGUUAUCUUGCCUUCUGGAACUCUGAUUGUUUGCUGGUUGCCCUGACUUCUGUCUGGUAUAGUUUCUGUUCCCGUCUUGCCGCUGACAUUCCUGCCACUGUUGAUUUAACUAUUGCCUGUUGUUGACCUUUAUUUAUUCAAUAAAGUGCUGCAAAUGGA
Messenger RNA from Carassius gibelio (silver crucian carp), 2330 nucleotides. Its product is annotated as counting factor associated protein D-like. Lineage: Eukaryota; Metazoa; Chordata; Actinopteri; Cypriniformes; Cyprinidae. Bases 21 to 1013 code for a protein of 330 amino acids. The record is from RefSeq and is a predicted model, not a curated record. The transcript has 8 exons.